GGCGGAGCGGGGCGGGCGGCGGGGCCGGGACCAUGCCGGCGGGGCCGGGCGCCGCCUGGGCGCUGCUGGCCGCUGCCUUCCUGGCGGCGCUGCUGCUGCACCGGGCCCAGGCGAGGCGGCCUGGAGGCGGUGGUGGUGGUGGCAUCGCCUCGGGCCUCUUCCAGGACCUCAUCCGCUACGGGAAGACCAAGAACGGCGGCGGGCAGCGCCCCGCAUGGCUGCGCCGCUGCCAGGUGCCCAAGAGGUGGUUUACUCACUUCUAUAUAGUUUCUGUACUCUGGAAUGGCUUUCUGCUGAUUGAGCUUUUCCAAGCUAAAUUCCUUGGAGCAGCACUCCCACCAUGGAUGCAGCAAUUGCACAGUGCUUUUGGCAGAGAUUUGCAGAGCCAGAACACAGAUAGCGAACACUUCUCUGCACUUUUGGUUCUCCUGCUCCUUUGGCUGCAUAGCUUUCGAAGACUUGCAGAGUGCCUCUGUACCAGUGUGUUUUCCGAUGGCGUCAUUCAUGUUGUGCAGUAUUGCUUUGGGCUUGGUUACUACAUUGUUCUUGGCACAACUGUGCUAUGGCAAGUGCCUAUUAAUGUCAGGCAUGGAAAAGGAAGUUCCAUGCAGAUCUGCUGGUAUCAUGUUGUAGGAAUUGUGGUGUACAUUUGGGCCUCUCUUCACCAGCACAGAUGUCUUGUGAUUCUAUCUAAUCUUAGAAAAAGUAAAUCAGGAAAGGUCGUAAGUCUGAGCCACAGUAUACCUUUUGGAGACUGGUUUGAAAGAGUUUCUUGCCCUCAUUAUUUUGCAGAACUCCUCAUAUAUGUGUCUAUGGCCAUCACACUUGGACUUGACAAUGUGACCUGGUGGCUUGUAGUGACGUACGUUCUUUUCAACCAGGCGCUGGCUGCUGUUUUGUGUCACGAGUUCUACCAGACAAAAUUCACCUCCUACCCAAAGCAUCGGAAAGCAUUUAUACCAUUUGUUUUUUAAAAUGUGUCUUCUAAAGUAUUUUUUACAGACUGGAAAUGUUUUCAAUGAGGAACUGAGCAAUUUAAAAUUUUAUUAAAAUUUACAUUUUAAUAAAGCUGCAGUGAAAGUGCACAUUUUUCUGAU
This is a messenger RNA of Anas platyrhynchos (mallard), 1097 nucleotides long. RefSeq names its product steroid 5 alpha-reductase 3 (gene SRD5A3). Gene Ontology annotation, biological process: dolichol-linked oligosaccharide biosynthetic process; polyprenol catabolic process. Gene Ontology annotation, cellular component: endoplasmic reticulum. Gene Ontology annotation, molecular function: 3-oxo-5-alpha-steroid 4-dehydrogenase activity. The record is from RefSeq and is a predicted model, not a curated record. NCBI's taxonomy places the organism in Eukaryota, Metazoa, Chordata, Aves, Anseriformes, Anatidae.